Messenger RNA from Phycodurus eques (leafy seadragon), 1726 nucleotides. RefSeq names its product F-box and leucine-rich repeat protein 22 (gene fbxl22). Gene Ontology annotation, biological process: SCF-dependent proteasomal ubiquitin-dependent protein catabolic process. The transcript is spliced from 2 exons. The record is from RefSeq and is a predicted model, not a curated record. NCBI's taxonomy places the organism in Eukaryota, Metazoa, Chordata, Actinopteri, Syngnathiformes, Syngnathidae. Gene Ontology annotation, molecular function: protein binding. Gene Ontology annotation, cellular component: SCF ubiquitin ligase complex. Bases 578 to 1264 code for a protein of 228 amino acids.
UUAAAUCAUGCACAGACACACAACAACAUGCACAGUUGAAACAAUUAAUUCAGUGAUUCUUUCACAUACCACUAGAGUAAGACUGUAUACAACUAGUGGUACUUGUACCACACUUUGAGAAUCACUGAAUUAGGUAAUUAGCAUAAAAAUAUGUUUAAAGCGGAUGUACAAAUGAAGCGCUAUUGUACAGUGUCACAUUGUGUGGCAAUGUUUCUCUCUCUGUUUCUCAUCCAUGUCACUCAGGGUGCAUUUGUAUAUAUAUAUAUACAUAUAUAUACAGAUAUCUUGGUUGGCAUAGUGUCAACAUCUGCUUCACCCCAGUGGGCUGUUGACCGCCUGUUGAGAGCCACGACAGAUGGAAAGGGAGCGCGUGGCUCAAACACUGCCCUCUUUGACUGCGCUGGCAGUUGUCUUCCUAAAAUAGCCUUCAUUCCACAGCCUUAUAUGUGCAAGCCCUGCAGCAUGCGCCCGAGGAGGUAUCGUGUAUCUAGGCCACACAAUACAAGUUGCAAGGCUCAUUGUUGCUGGCGACCAUCAGGCUUCUCCCCGCCCCGGGGAAAAGGCUUCUCUGCACACCAUGGAUCUCAUCCAGCUCAACCGCGAGUGUCUCCUGCACCUUUUCUCCUUCCUGGAUAAGGACAGCCGCAGGAGUUUGUCUCUUACGUGCGCACCGCUGCGUGAAGUCUUCCUGGACCCCCGGCUGUGGAAUGUGCUCCACUUCAGCUCGCUCUCUCAGCUGAGGAGCGACAACUUUGUGCUGGGACGCUCCUUGCGUCACCUGUCCAUCUGCUGGUACUCUAGCAGGGUGCUACAGGUGUGCAACAUCGAGGGCUGGUUGAAGAGCUCCUUUCAGAGGGACAUCUGCAGCAAACACGACAGACUGGUCAGCACCUUCCUGGCUCGUGUCUGCCGCUUGUGCCCGAACCUGCUAUCCUUGAAGCUGUCCGGCUGCGGACACAUCACCGAUCAGGACAUGAUCAUCCUGCUGCGGAACUGCAGGAAGCUGCACCGCCUCCACCUGGAGAACUGCGUCGGCGUCACAGACCGCAUACUGGACGGGGCGGUGGCUGACGGCUCCAGCCUGGAGGAGGUCAAGGUGGACUUCUGUAGGAACAUCACACAAGAGGGGCUCAAGGCUGUGCGAGAGAAGAGGCCCGAGCUGAGGCUGAGCGCAGAGAGGAGCGCAAGCAUGAUUCCAGAUAGUAAACCUGAGGAGAAGGUGCCGCUCACGAGAAAUUUGCAGAAACUCCUGGAGUUCUCCUGAUAGCAGAACCAGUGUUUUUCAAAGACUAUUUAUUAUUUAUUGACAGAGAGAUUGUCUUUUUUUAUUGGGUUUGUCUUCACUUUGUGUUUUUCUAACUUACUUUCCUGACUUUAUAGUUUAUACUGUAAUCCCCCACCCACUAUUCGACCGAGCCCUGCCGCAAAUAGCGAAAAACCAUAAGUAACUUGAUACCCCCCGCAAAUGUUUACUUUUUAGAAUUGUGUGUCUUAAUAGUUAUUCCUUAAAAUAUAUCACAAACUAUGAUUCCAAAAAGCAUACUGUAAUUUUAGAUGUAUCUUACAACAUUACCCUUACAAAUAAAUGGUUUACAGAUCAUUUGAUUUCAACAAUAUGUUGCAUUUUUGUCAAAGACACUUCUAAUUUCAUUAUGAAUUCCACAAAUUCUUGAAAGGAAGUCUUAAGUACACUUGCGCUCUUAAUUAUAUUCCAUCAGCAGGCCUU